GGUGUAUCAGUCAAGCCGGAGCUUUGUGUAGUUUGAACGGGACGCGGCGCUUCUGCUGACGCGCCGAAAAGUCUUGAAAGAGAAAGAAAGAAAGGAAAGGGACUACACCUCAGAAGAAGAUGCGUCUCCCGGUGGUCCUCUGCGUCCUGGCGUGUCUGUGCGCGGCACCGGGCCCGGUGAACGGGGCGGAUAAAAGCUGCGCCGACCUGCGGCAGUUCUACACCGGGAAAGGCUUCACUCUGACCGGGGUACCACAGACAGAGAUCUCCGGUGAACAUCUGAGGAUGUGUCCUCAGGGCCCCACCUGCUGCACCAGCACCAUGGAGGAGAACCUGGCCGGUCUGAGCUCUCAAGAGACCGAGGGACUGAUCAGAGAGGCUGGCAGAUCACUGCAGGCUGUCUUCAAUGGUCUCCACAGGAGCUUCGACACCUACUUCACCGAGCUGCACAGUCGCUCGGAGCGCUCUCUGCAGGAGGCGCUCUCUCCUCUCGGCCCCCUGUACUCCCAGAACACUCGGCUGUACGGGGAUCUGUAUGCAGACCUGCGCCAGUACUACAGGGGCUCUGCUCUCAACCUGGACGAGAACCUGUCAGACUUCUGGUCACGUCUCUUGGAGCGAACGUUCAAGACCUCGGCCCCCACAGACGUCAGCUUAUCAGAAGAUUACCUCGAAUGUGUUGCCAAGCAACAAGAGACGCUGCGGCCAUUUGGAGACGUCCCUCGGGACAUGAGAGCGAAGGUGAUCCGGGCUUUUGUCACGGCCAGAUCGUUUGUCCAGGGGCUGCUCGUCAGCGCUGAGGUGGUCAGGAAGGUCUCUCAGGUUUCUCUGAGUCCUGAAUGUAUGAAGGCCCUCAUGAAGCUGGUGUACUGCCCCCACUGCCGAGGCCUCGCCUCGGUCAAACCCUGCUCCAACUACUGCUCCAAUGUCAUGAAGGGCUGCUUGGCAAACCAGGCGGACCUGGACUCCGAGUGGCAGAACCUCAUCGAUACGAUGAUCCAGGUGGCGUCAAGUUUCAGCACAGAGCCCAGUCUUGACGUGGUUCUCUCCUCCAUCCCGGCCCGAAUCUACGAGGCUGUGCGCUACCUGCAGGAAAACAUGGACACAUUCUCAGCGAAGGUGUAUCAGACAUGUGGGACUCCAGGUGAACCUGGAACAGGAAGUCCUGCACCACAUGAGCCUCGGAGGAAAAGUGGCUCUCUGACUGCGUCAGAGUACAAACCUUCCCCGACUGCUGGACUCAGACUGGAAAUGCAGGUAUCUGAUCUCUCCAGUAAGCUGAGGGAGAUGCGUCAGUACUGGGUGCAGCUCCCUGUGGCUCUUUGCAGCAAACUGUCAGCAGGAAGCAACAGUCAAGAUAAAUGCUGGAACGGUAUGACCAAGGCAAGGUACCUUCCAGAAGUGAUGGGUGAUGGUCUGGCCUAUCAGAUCAACAACCCUGAAGUGGAGCUCGACAUCACGAAGCCAGACAUGACGAUCCGGCAGCAGAUCAUGCAGCUGAAAAUCAUGAGCAACAGGCUGAAAAAUGCACUGGAUGGCAACGACGUGGACUUUCAGGAUGCAAGUGAUGAUAUAAGUGGCUCAGGAAGUGGGAUGUGCUUAGGCGGUCAGUGUCCCAGAGGCAGGCCGGGAUUGUACGCCUACCCGCCAGACAACAACCGGGUCAGAGGGGCAGCCGCGCCGCAGACAGGCCUGAGUGGCCUCCUGCUCCUCGUGCUCCCGAUGACCGCCUUGCUGCUUCAGCGAUGAUGGACCGCCGCUGCCUAGAGUCAGACUCUGGAGUCCAGAGCAGGACUCAACUGUGGGAAGGACAAACAUGGGGAUGGGGUGGAGGGGGGGAAUGGAAUGCCACUUUGCCAAAAAAAAAAAGAAAACAAAAACCGAAAAGGAGACAUUUUAGGGGAACGAAUGGACAUUUUGUUUCAUUAAGUGGAACAAAAAACUGACUAAACUCUUAAUUUUGCUCAGUUUGCAUAUGUCUUAGAUUGAGUGUGAUAUAGUUUGUUGAACUGGCUUCAAUGGAUCAUUGGAUACAACAAAAGAUGAAGAAGACAGCGAUGGAAGUGAAGACUGAGGAAGCUCUGAUGAUGAAGAUAAUGCCAUUUUAGCUACGGUGUCCGACAAACACGAUGGAAAUCUCCCAGGAAAAAGAAAAAAAAGUUUGUUGCCCUAACAUGUGGUGCGUUGAACAAGUCUUUCAUUUUAUUUUCUAUCUUGAGUCGAGGUUGUGUACCUUAAUGAACUUUGUGUACGCUGUAAAUGUUUGUGUACAUUAGCUUAAGGACUGGCAACAUAUUGAGCCAUGAAUGUACAGUGUAAUACUCUAUUGGCAAUGAAGUUCCCCCAUAACCUGUGAUGUAGUCGUCCAGAUGUCUCGCUGUGUGUUGGCAUAAACAGAUAAUACUUCAAGUAGGAUUUGUUCGAGAUGUUACAGUUAAAUUGUCACACUCCUGAGAUGUAUGGGAUGUAGUGAUUGCAAACGUUUACCUCACGUUUACUGUAAAUCCAACCGAUCCAAAAGAAAAAGGAAUCAACCUUUUUUUUUUAAAUCAUGUCACACUUUCGUAAAGAAGUAUUCAACCUCAUCAAAACUCCUAAAAAACAAGCACAUGCACAGUUUGCUUGGUUUACAAGGAAAUGUAAAAAAAAAAGUGCAUUAUUCUUUCACAUCUGGCUACAGUAACCACAGAAAACACACGAGCUGAGAUGCAGUAGGUCAAACCAAAGCUCAUCACACUAUUACUCAUUACAGUAUAUUCAGCACUCAUGAAAACCCUCACACCAGUUUUUAACCUUAAAAGGGAAGAAGACCAUUUUUUUGUACAUACAGAAUAUCUGCUGAUGUGAUUUUUUUUUGUUUUUUUUUACUCAGCAUGCCUUUUGUGAAGCCUGCACUAUAAUGCUCAUGUGGGACUCCUGAUUCACACCAACGACUCGUGUGUUACACUU
Salarias fasciatus (jewelled blenny) is the source of this 2948-nucleotide messenger RNA. Its product is annotated as glypican-1-like. The coding region runs from base 120 to 1748 and encodes 542 amino acids. Gene Ontology annotation, molecular function: fibroblast growth factor binding. Gene Ontology annotation, cellular component: extracellular region; plasma membrane; synapse. The record is from RefSeq and is a predicted model, not a curated record. Gene Ontology annotation, biological process: cell migration; negative regulation of fibroblast growth factor receptor signaling pathway; regulation of protein localization to membrane. NCBI's taxonomy places the organism in Eukaryota, Metazoa, Chordata, Actinopteri, Blenniiformes, Blenniidae. The transcript has 11 exons.